Messenger RNA from Alternaria burnsii, 2469 nucleotides. RefSeq lists its product as uncharacterized. The coding region runs from base 1 to 2469 and encodes 822 amino acids. The record is from RefSeq and is a predicted model, not a curated record. The transcript is spliced from 2 exons. NCBI's taxonomy places the organism in Eukaryota, Fungi, Ascomycota, Dothideomycetes, Pleosporales, Pleosporaceae. Gene Ontology annotation, molecular function: metal ion binding.
AUGUCCCCCAUAGAUAGCUCAUCGCAGGAUACUAUCUCAAGCGCCAUACCCGCGGAGCUAUCAGUUCCGACGCCAGAAAUUACUCAAGAGGCUACAUCGCCGCAGGUAUCAUUGUCCGAUGAGAACAUUGCCCUUAAGCGGCGCAUUGCCGCGCUCGAAUCGGCAGAGGAGCGCCUUACGAAAAGAGUCACCACCGCCGAACAGCUUGCUGUAGAUGCGAAAUUCGAGACGAACGCAGCGGUAGCGCGCGCCCAAAAAAGGUAUACAGAGAUGCUACACGCCAACAACGAGACAAGACAUCUUAGGAUAGUGCUAGCAAAGGAGAAGAAAGAGCGCGCAGACUACCUAGUUGGCUCCAAGAGCGUCUUCCAAGGUUUGCAAGCCGAAAUCUGUCGCCUGAAUGAGGACAAGGCGGCGGGAGCUUGGGCGAAAGAGCUCACAGAGCAGAUAGAUACAUUUGAAGCUGGCUAUCUUGCAGUUAAGAAAGACAAAGAGGCAUUGGAAAAGAUUAUCAGCGAUCUGAAUAAGACCAUUACCCAGCUUAAAGGCGAGAAGGAUGUUUCCGACAAGAUGCUGAACGAUUUCAAAAAGCUUAUCACGGACUUACGACAAGAGCUUGACACAGAGAAGUCGAAAUCGAAAGCCGCGCCUGACGCACUCACCAAAGAGCAAAUCGAGGCUCAUAUAGCGACUGCCAGAGACGAAGCGAAUAAGGAAGCUGCAACAAAAGCACAAGGUAGUAUCGACACGAUCAAGACGAGUAUGAAAGAACAAUUCGAAACAGCCAUCAAGAACCGUCAGAUGCAGAUGCAGGCGCAGGUGCAGCAGUACAUAAAGACACAAAUGAAAGAAUGGCGCAUGACGGAGCAACGCUACAAAGAUGACAUAGCAGCAUUGGAAUCAAAACUGUCCGCCGCCACUAAGCAGAUCGAAUGGCAUGGGCAACUCCUGGCGGCAGCACCGAAUGCUAUUCAACACAGUCAUCAGAGGCCUAUCAAACAUGCCCAGGAAGUCUCGCCACAAGAGAUGUUCAAGCCCAGCAAGCGUAGGAGGCUUGAUUCCUUCGGUGCUGCCGGUAUCACCACGCCGGAUUUCCAACAUACACGCUCGGCUUCUCUCCUCUCCGAUACCAACGCUAUAAGCCCAGGACUAGCGGCGGAUACGAACGAUGAUGCUAUGAUGGGUGGCGCGCACGUUCGGGCACAGACUCAGACACCAAACAACAUCCACAGACGACAGUUGUCGCAGCACUCAAAUGGCUCAGCAGCUCGGAUGACGCCCACAAAACGCCUCUCACAGCAGCAGAACGGCAAAUCGUCUCCUCAGCAGCUACUGAACAUGAUGUCACCUCAGCAAGAACAGCAACUCUUUCAACAGAGAGCUUCGAACGAUGCGAGCCGCCAGUCGCCUACAUUCGGUUCAUAUGGCCCCGACCCGACGAAUGCAUCUCCUCGUCUCUCGCAACAAAUGAGAUAUAAUCAGCAAUCGAUUAACCAGCCCGGAAGCUUAGGCUUGUUUAAGGCACAAGACUUCGAGACACAUCAGUCGCGACGGAUGCGCCAACAAUUUCAGACACAAGCCCAAGCACAGAACUCAGAUUCAAUGCAGCAACACAUGCAACCUAGGCAGACUUAUGGUUCAGCCUCUAUGAUGCCGCCGCCCCAGCCUCGCAUCAUGCAGGUCCCUUCGAAGCGCUCAAUGUCAUUCGAUGGGCAACCUCCAUGCAUGAACCAGGAGGCGAGUAGGCGACACGCUCCCACCAUCAAGGACACGCAAGCCAUUACUGCUUUCAACGGCGGAGCCUCUUUUUUGGGAGAGACAUACUCUGGAGAUGAUUGGUUUUCUGCUGGGGGCGAGUCUGCCAUGCGAACUCAUAUCCCGAGGGCCUACACUCCGACCCUCCCUUCAAACGCGACGCCCAACUUGCAGGAGAUCAAUCACCAACAACCCCAGCAACGCAACUUUCAGUACUACACUGUCGACCCUUCUCAACUACAGAUAGGCAAUGAGAGGGACCUGUCUUACGAGUCCAACACCACCCCAAAUGAGCCUAACAAUUACAUGAAUGAUUCGCGACAGCCUUCAGUUUCAGGACGCACGACUCGGACUUCUUCUCGCUCUACACCCGCACCCGCUGGACGCUCGCGUGGACGGACUCCAGGUCCCUCUGAGCCAACCAGUGUUCCGUGUGUAAACUGUUACCGUCACUGGUGGGAGAACGAGUGUGAUGAGGGUGAACCAUGCUCGAACUGUGCCGCAGAAGGCGUUGACUGUGUGCGGCAGAAAUGCUUCAACUUUGCUGCUGGCACUUGUGAUAAGGGCAACAGAUGUCCAAACAUCCACGAGGGCGAUGAGCGAUAUCAAGAUAACAAUCGACUGGUUGACCAAACCAAGGCAGGUAAGCGGCCUCAACGGGUUGGAAAGAAGGCGGAUGCGGUGCCGGCGCCGAUCAUGAGGGAGCAGAAUUAG